Molecule: messenger RNA, 1277 nt
Organism: Arachis stenosperma
Lineage: Eukaryota; Viridiplantae; Streptophyta; Magnoliopsida; Fabales; Fabaceae
Product: protein TOM THREE HOMOLOG 1-like
Exons: 11
Coding region: 77-976 (299 amino acids)
Source: RefSeq, a predicted model, not a curated record
AGAUUCACACAAACCCUCGGUUAGUUACUACUAACCAUUUCGUUUCUUUAAUCAAUUUCACUUCGAUUCGAAUUUCAUGCCCCGAAUAGCCAUGCUCUUCACGCCGACGGCCACAUCAUCGGAGCCCUCCGUCGUGCCGGCGCUUGAGCUCACGCCUUCCUACAGCUGGUGGCAACACGUCAACGAUUCUCCGCCGUGGCAGGACCGUAUCUUCUACUCUCUUGCCGUCUUAUACGGCGUCGUAGCCACCGUAGCUCUGGUGCAACUAGUUCGGAUACAAUGGAGAGUUCCAGAAUACGGUUGGACCACUCAGAAGGUCUUUCACUUACUCAAUUUUUUGGUGAAUGGGGUUCGUUGUUUAGUUUUCAUAUUCUAUCGGAAUGUGGAGAGUUUACAGCCAGAGAUUGCUAGACAUAUCUUACUUGACCUGCCAAGUCUUGCUUUCUUUACAACGUAUGCGCUUUUGGUUCUGUUCUGGGCCGAGAUUUAUUACCAGGCGCGUGCUGUGUCUACUGAUGAGCUCAAACCAAGUUUCUAUACAAUUAAUGCUGUGGUUUAUGCUAUUCAGAUUAUUUUGUGGUUGAUAUUAUGGUGGAAACCUGUCAGUGUCAUGGUCAUUCUGUCUAAGAUAUUCUUUGCAGGGGUCUCUUUGUUUGCAGCCCUUGGCUUUCUUCUCUUUGGUGGAAGAUUAUUCUUGAUGCUACAACGCUUCCCUGUUGAAUCCAAAGGGCGACGUAAGAAGUUGCAAGAGGUUGGAUAUGUGACCACCAUAUGUUUUUUAUGUUUUCUUGUCAGAUGCAUUAUGAUGUGCUUUGACGCUUUUGAUAAAAAUGCCGACCUUGAUGUCUUGGAACACCCUAUUUUAAACUUCAUAUAUUACCUGUUGGUGGAAAUAUUGCCUUCCGCUUUGGUCCUUUUCAUUUUGAGGAAGCUGCCACCCAAGCGUGGUAUCACACAAUAUCACCCGAUACGCUGAAAAGGUUGAACAUAUCUAGGAUUACGGAAGUUAUCAGUGACUCUUUAUAUUCUUUGCUCUAGAGAGACAGGAUAGUCUUCAUGUUGUUUGGAUUGAUAGCUUGUAGUUGUAGAUUUUGGUACAUGACAUUUCACGUAUUCUCCAACAUGUCGAAUUUUGUUAUCUCUGAAAUGUGCUUUGUCUCUAGGACGUUAUUUCCAAUUUUAUUAAGCAGUUCAACACAGUGAGCAACCAUAAGUUGGAGAAGGGGAUAGUCAUAUCUUGUAUAAAUAGCAUGUUAGUCUAUUUGCUUCUACAAGUA